AUUCCCAAAAAUCCCAAAUUCGAUAGCAAUAAUUCCCUAUCAACUAGCAAUCUCUCUUUCUUAGCGUCACUAAUUCUCUGCAUUUUCUGAUUCAUUUAUCGAUGCGCUUGUCUCUAACCAUUGAUUGCGACAUCAGAGCCCCGUUCCACUGCCUCCCGCGCUUUAUAUUUUCUUUCUUUUUUUGCCUUUUUUUUUUCUGUUUAAUGAAGUUCUGUAGUGCCGCCUGCCGUUUUGAUUGUUCUAGACAGCAAUUGUUAUGGAAUUCGCUUGAUCAGCUCCCAAUUGCAUUGUCUUCCUCAGUUGUGUCUUUGAGAGAGAAGGAAGAUUUAGAUGGCGAAUGGAGACAAUGGCCGUUGCGUGUUCCCGUUAACAGGCUUACAAAUUGGGGAUUUGCAGUCCUAUCUUUCACAUCUGAGCCUAUUUAUGGCCUCUGACAGUGGGAAGUUCUACAUCUUGGUGGAUAACCGGCCAUGGUUGAAGGAUCUUGUGUCACGACCCACACAUUUGUGGCAGUUGAUGGUCACUAAGUCCAGGUUGUCUCCCUUUGCAAACACGAAGAGGGGGAAGGAUAGGAAGUUGUUGAGACAACUUUCGGAAUUAGAGACUUCUCCCUCACUAAACACAAGUAAGUUGAGGAACUUCAAGCAGUGGAUCUCGUUGAUUGAUGCAGUGACCUUGUCCCGGAAGAGGGCUUUGUUACCUGUCAAGAAGCUUAGGAAUUCUUUGAUUGCAAACAGCAAGUUGCAUAGAACCUUGUAUGGCUUCAUUGUCUUUGAAGUUGCAUGGAGGGAUGUACGUGGUAUUAACUAUUUGAAUGAGCUUCAGACUGAUACCUCGCUUGCAAUGGAGGCUAAAGUCAUGAGAAGGUGGGAAUUCGAUAGCGUAGCCCAAGCCGCUAACUCGAUUUCUUCAUGGUUCCCUGGUACCCUCGAUGAACGGAUCCUUUUGGAAGAGCAUUUGGAUGCUACAAUAGGGGAGGUGUUCCAUGACGCACAAGAAAGUUUCCCAAGGAGUGACAGGAAGGCAGAUAUUGCAGGUGAUUGCACCAAUGUUAAAACUGAAUCCCCAUGCUCUUCAAGUAGUAGUUUCAGCAUGUAUACUGUAAUGGGGCAAAACUUGACUCAGAGACUCCACACACCUCCUCCUGAUGGGUUUCCUUACAAAAGGCGGAAACUUACGAGUCCUAUACACUUCGAUCUUGGUUCACCUUCUGAAGAAGCUGACGUGGAAAAUGUUGAUAUAUUGUCUCACACGCCAGAUACAAGCGAAUGUGAAGACACACUCCAGUGUUCCAUGUACCGUGAUGUUCUGAUUUUGUUUCGGUUUGAUGAUCGCGACCUUCCUUACAAAUUAAUGUACAUAGUUAUGUCUGAUCUGCGGUUACUCACUCUACUUGAAGCUGGGCUUCCAUCAUGGGUUAUUUUCCUUCAAUCCUAUCCAGUAUUCUGCCAUCUCUAUCGUCCCUGGAUGUGUCCGUUGGCCAGGGCUUGCUAUGUGCUUAUAUCGAUCAUCACUGUCCUCAUUGGGUUUUAUGACUUGUAUAAAAAUGUACCACUCCUUAAGGCCACAGCAUCUAGGUUGUUCGGGCCCCUGUUCGACUGGAUAGAAUCGUUGGAAAUGAUUUCAAGAAUCAAGUAUUUAGGGACCAUGUUAUUCCUUCAUAAUUUUCAAAAGGCGAUUAAGUGGUUUCUUUCUGCAACGAGAACCAUUCGUUCAUUUUUUACAUUAGUUAUAGAGCCAAUGGCUGGACCAUUUGCUGAGUUUCUGGAAUUCUUACUUCCUCUUUGGAGUGUGUUCGGAGAAGUUGCUGAGAAUCUGUUUUCAGUCAUGUGGAUGGUGACUGAGUCUUGUUUCGCAAUGGUAGGAGACCUAAUAGAGAUUUUAGUGCUGCCAUUGUGGUUUAUCUUGUCUCUUGGAUGGAAUAUUGCAAUAUCGGUUAUAUGUCCCAUAUUCUGGAUACUGUUUGAGUUCCUUUAUGCUCCAAUUCGACUCGUCCUAGGAUUCUGUAGCCUCGUGGCAUACUUAUGCACACUUGUUUAUGAAAUGGUUGGAGAUUUAUUGCUGUUCGCUGGCAGCCUAGUUAGUUUUACCAGGGAUGUCGAAUCAACAGUGAGCUCGUAUGAGGUUUCAAUCUGGCGCUCUCUGUGGAACGACCUUUUCUCUCAGAUUUUCCGUGCUCUCCGAAGUAUCCUGAACGGUUUUGUGGCUUUCUUCAUGGCAUGCAAUAGACACCGGCUGAGCACGUAUAAUCAUAUGAAGGAGUUAUACCACAGAUUGUCUCGUAGACCCAGGAGAGCGAGUGCUCAAAAAGUCGAUCAAGAUACACAUACUUCUGCAACACGUUUAUCUCCAAGAGUUGGGAAGAGUCCCAUCAGCAGUUCAAGCCCAGGAAUGGUUAGAUGAUGUUGACACGUACCAUAUACAACAACAUUCAAUGUGUAAUAUACUAAUAUCAUCGUGUACAUGUGAGAGCUUGUCCCGAGUGAUCUAUGUAUCUACUGUAUUUUUAUAAUCUAUGCUAACGUUGUAAGUAUUCUCCUAUUUGUCGGUGGGCUGUCUGAAGAAAUUUUGGAUGAAUGUAAUGCAGCUUAAUUGUGAUGGUAA
Salvia hispanica is the source of this 2604-nucleotide messenger RNA. RefSeq lists its product as uncharacterized. NCBI's taxonomy places the organism in Eukaryota, Viridiplantae, Streptophyta, Magnoliopsida, Lamiales, Lamiaceae. The record is from RefSeq and is a predicted model, not a curated record.